This is a messenger RNA of Podarcis muralis (Common wall lizard), 2851 nucleotides long. It is a transcript of the gene SF3B2, whose product is annotated as splicing factor 3b subunit 2. The record is from RefSeq and is a predicted model, not a curated record. Gene Ontology annotation, cellular component: U12-type spliceosomal complex; nucleus. Lineage: Eukaryota; Metazoa; Chordata; Lepidosauria; Squamata; Lacertidae.
CGGUCUCAGCUGGGAGCUCUGCGUUGUGUGCGCUUGUCGGAGUUCGCGUGAGCGCGGCGGGGAAAAGGCAAGAUGGCGUCCGAGGUGCAUUCGGAGCCCCCCAAGGCAGGGGAGAUGCCGUUGCCAGGAUACGCGGCCUGGUCCCCCAACGAGCUGCAGGCCAAGCUGGCCGAGAUCGGGGCUCCCACGCAGGGUGGCCGCGAGGAGCUGGUAGAACGCUUGCAGACUUACACACUUCAGACUGGGAUAGUGCUCAACAGGCCAGUUCUGCGAGGAGAUGAUGGAGAUAAGCCGGGUUUGCCCCCCAUGCCAGGCCAGCAUCCCGGGAUGCCUCUGCCACCCCCUCCCAUGGGGAUGCCGCCAAUGCAGCCACCACCGCCUCCUCCGCCCCCUGGCAUGGGCCUCAACUUCCCCAUGGCGGUGGGGCCGCCUCCUCCACCCCCUGGCCUGGGCCCACCUCUCCGUAUGCAGGCGGUGGAUCCCUCUGUGUUACCUGAGGAAGAACGGCUGAAGCUGGCUCAGCAGCAAGCAGCCAUGUUGAUCCAGCAGGAGGAGAGGGUCAAGCAGGCUGCUGUCCUUAUGGAACAGGAGCGCCAGCAAGAGAUGUCUAAGCUGGCCCCCUCUGUACCUCGGGCUGCUCCAGACUUGGGGCCAAGACCUCAGGGGCUCCCAAGAGGGAACCCCCCUGUGGGCUCGCCCAUUGGACCACCUGGUCCGAGACCCCGUGGCCCCCCACCUCCUCCUGGAGAGGACAGCCGUGAGGUUGAUGAGUCCGGCGUGGGUCCCAAAAUCCCUCAAGCCCUGGAGAAGAUCCUCCAGCUGAAGGAGAUUCGCCAGGAGGAGCUCACAGCUGUGCCAAGCGCUACAGAUGAUGACAUGGAGACUGACCUGAGGGUGUUGGCUGGUAUCUCCGCUUCAGAUGCUGAAGAGGAUGCUUUGGCUCUGUCGAAGAAAGAGAAAAACCGCAAGCGGCGAAACCGGAAGAAGAAGAAGAAACAGCAGCAGCAGCAGCAGCAGGGAACGUCCCCGAAAGAGAGCCCACCUUCCCAGGAUGCCAAGGGGCGUGGGGAGGAGUCUGGGGGCGAUGGCCCAGUGGAAAUUGAGUAUGUCACAGAGGAGCCAGAGAUCUAUGACCCCAACUUCAUUUUCUUCAAGAGGAUCUUUGAGGCAUUCAAGCUGACCGAUGAUGUUAAAAAGGACAAAGAGAAGGAACCAGAGAAAGCAGACAAGGUGGCCAGUUCAGCUCUCCCCAAGAAGAAGGGCUUUGAGGAAGAGAGGAAAGACAGUGACGACAGCUCAGAUGAUGAGCAGGAGAAGAAGCCAGAGGCUCCCAAACUGUCCAAGAAGAAGCUUCGGCGGAUGAAUCGCUUUACGGUGGCUGAGCUCAAACAGCUCGUGGCCCGUCCUGACGUGGUGGAGAUGCACGACGUGACAGCCCAGGACCCCAAGCUGCUCGUCCACCUGAAGGCCACACGCAACUCUGUCCCUGUCCCCCGGCACUGGUGCUUCAAACGCAAAUAUCUGCAAGGCAAGAGGGGCAUCGAGAAGCCGCCCUUUGAGCUCCCCGAGUUCAUCAAGCGCACGGGCAUCCAGGAGAUGAGAGAGGCUCUGCAGGAAAAGGAGGAGCAGAAGACCAUGAAGUCCAAGAUGAGGGAGAAAGUUCGUCCCAAGAUGGGCAAAAUCGAUAUCGAUUACCAGAAGCUGCACGACGCCUUCUUCAAGUGGCAGACCAAACCCAAGCUGACCAUCCAUGGCGACCUGUAUUACGAGGGUAAGGAGUUUGAGACGCGGCUGAAGGAGAAGAAGCCUGGGGACCUGUCCGACGAGUUGCGCAUUGCGCUGGGCAUGCCCGUUGGGCCGAACGCACACAAAGUCCCUCCUCCCUGGCUGAUUGCCAUGCAGCGCUACGGUCCGCCCCCCUCCUAUCCCAACCUGAAGAUUCCGGGCUUGAAUUCCCCGAUCCCAGAGGGAUGCUCAUUCGGGUACCACGCUGGGGGCUGGGGCAAGCCCCCAGUGGAUGAGACUGGGAAGCCCCUCUACGGAGAUGUCUUUGGGACCAACGCGGCUGAAUUCCAGACCAAGACAGAGGAGGAAGAGAUCGACCGGACACCGUGGGGAGAACUGGAGCCCUCCGAUGAAGAAUCCUCUGAGGAGGAAGAAGACGAGGAGAGUGAUGAAGAGAAACCGGAUGAGACGGGUUUCAUCACUCCAGCAGACAGUGGUCUGAUCACGCCUGGGGGCUUCUCCUCGGUCCCCGCUGGCAUGGAGACGCCUGAACUCAUUGAACUGCGUAAGAAGAAGAUCGAGGAGGCCAUGGAUGGCAGCGAGACGCCCCAGCUCUUCACCGUUCUGCCAGAGAAGAGGACUGCGACAGUCGGCGGGGCCAUGAUGGGCUCCACUCACAUCUAUGACAUGGCGACGGUGAUGAGCCGCAAAGGUCCUGGGCCAGAGAUCCAGGGCGUGGAGGUGGCCUUGGCCCCUGAGGAGCUGGAGCUGGACCCCAUGGCCAUGACGCAGAAGUACGAGGAGCACGUGCGGGAGCAGCAAGCCCAGGUGGAAAAGGAGGACUUCAGCGACAUGGUGGCUGAGCAUGCUGCCAAGCAGAAGCAAAAGAAGCGGAAAGCACAGCCCCAGGACACCAGGGCAGGAGCCAAGAAGUACAAAGAAUUCAAGUUCUAGCCCAGCUCCGAAAUGUCUCGGCGGUUCCUGUUUGUCGUUCAUUUUUAAUCCCCUCCCUCCCUCCCGCUUCCAUUUCUCCUUUGCACCCACUGGCUCUCGUGUUGUUCUCGUGUCUUCCGUCUGGAUAAAGAUGUGGAAUAUUUUGUAAAUAAAGUCAGAGUUGCUCUCUGGA